Molecule: messenger RNA, 1707 nt
Organism: Hyphopichia burtonii NRRL Y-1933
Lineage: Eukaryota; Fungi; Ascomycota; Pichiomycetes; Serinales; Debaryomycetaceae
Gene: SNX4
Product: Snx4p
Exons: 1
Coding region: 1-1707 (568 amino acids)
Biological process (GO): autophagy; cytoplasm to vacuole targeting by the Cvt pathway
Cellular component (GO): phagophore assembly site
Molecular function (GO): phosphatidylinositol binding
Source: RefSeq, a predicted model, not a curated record
AUGACCAAAGGCCCAUCCAAUGAUAGUGAUCGAGCCAGUGAUGACAAGGGUGAUGCCGAUGUAAAUGGCCGAGACCAUUCAGAUAACGAUCACCCCAACCAGGAUGCCAGUAUUAAAUCAUUACACUCUAAUAAUCUCGAAUCCGCAGCCGAUGAUAAAGGUAAUAUCGAUCUUUUGGGCUCUCCUGCAGCCGCCACUUCUGGCGGGUACGAAAGUGAGCUUGGAAGUACAGAUGAACCAAAUUUAUUUUACAGUCACACAAUUGAUAGUUCAGUUACCUCCCCAAUUCGUGAUUUGGAUAGCGCAUCCAAGCCAUUUAUAUCAUAUCAAAUAACAACUACCACCAAUCAUCCCUCGGUAAUAAAAUUGAGUUCUAUAAAACCAACAGAACCAAAUAGUGCAGUGACUAUAAAAGUUCGAAGAAGAUAUGGAGAUUUCAGAUUUUUGCAUGAUUGUUUGAGUAAUGAUUACCCUCAAAUUCUCGUUCCUCCAUUACCAUCAAAGCUGAAUUUCAAAUAUCUCACUGGUGAUACUUUCAGUACUGCUUUUGUACAUAAGAGAUUACAUUCUUUGGAUAGAUUUGUCAAAUACAUCACAAAUCAUUCAAUUUUAUCUCAACUGUCAAUAUUUCAUUUAUUUGUGAGUGAUUCACCAGACUGGUCAACUUUUACUAAGAAUUUGAAAAUUUCAAAAAAUAAUACAAGCUCUAUUCAGGAAGAGAAUAUUGAAUCAUCAGGUUUUACAAGUUCUGUUGUUAACAAAGUUGUGAAUGAAGAUUUAUUGACUGAAACUGUAAUGAACUUUUUAACCCCUGCAAAGCAUAAGCGGGAAACAAAUAAAGAUAUUUUGGAAAUUAGUGACAAAUUAAAGAAAUUGUAUGAAAAUCUUCUCAAGCUAGAUAAAAUAUUCACUAAGUUGAAUAAGAAGAACCAUGAUUUAAGUCAAGAUUACGAACAAUUUGCUAACCAGAUAAGUAAACUAUCAAUUAUUCAGAGUAAAGGACAGGAAACAGGAUUAGGGACUAACUCGGACGAAGUUAAUGGUGAUGCUACUGAAUCUUCAAAAGACCAACAACAAUUCACCGAUAAUUUCAAAGUCUUUGCUCAAUCUUUAUCAUACUUUUCAAACAAUUGGGCAAGCUUACAUAAGUAUAUCGAUGAAUCAUUUCUAGUCUCUUUGAAAGAUUGUUCCAAGUACAUCAUUAGCUUGACUAAUUUAAUUGAAUUGCAGCACAAUAAAAAAAUUGAUUUACAAGUUUUACAAGACUACCUUAACAAAUCAAGAGGGGAAUUAGCUAGUUUUGGAGGUCGCCAUGCGACUGGCAAUGCACCUCCUCCCAGUGGUGUAUUGAAUGGGAACAAGCCCAGUGGCAUUGUGAAUAAUACAACUCAAUUGAUCAAAGAUACCAUUUCAACUUCGGCUACCCCCCAUAUUGCUUCUUCGAAUACCGAUGGUAAGCUUGAAAAACUACAAAACAAAAUCGAACAGUUAGAAAAUGAAAUCAAACUUCAAACUGACUUGGUUCAAAGCUUAACCAAUAAAAUCAUCAAUGAAGAAUAUCCUAACUGGGAUAAAUUCAACAAAAACGAAUUGAAACAAAACAUGGUUGGGUUAUGCAACGAAGAGAUCAAGUUUUACAAAGGCUUGGUUGAUAAUUGGUCUGAUGUAGAAGUCAAACUAAUGUCGAGGUUAGAAGAACUCAAGUGA